This is a messenger RNA of Diorhabda carinulata, 722 nucleotides long. RefSeq names its product DET1- and DDB1-associated protein 1. Gene Ontology annotation, biological process: positive regulation of proteasomal ubiquitin-dependent protein catabolic process. Bases 310 to 627 code for a protein of 105 amino acids. NCBI's taxonomy places the organism in Eukaryota, Metazoa, Arthropoda, Insecta, Coleoptera, Chrysomelidae. The record is from RefSeq and is a predicted model, not a curated record. The transcript is spliced from 4 exons. Gene Ontology annotation, cellular component: Cul4-RING E3 ubiquitin ligase complex.
AUUAAAAGAAGGGUUGCCAAAUUUGAAUAUUACUUAGAAUAUUUAUCGUUUAUCAUUUAUAUGAUAAUAUAUUGUAAAUAUAAUCUAUAAAUAACGAAAUAUCCAUAAGAAAAGGUAUAGAUAACAAUAAUCGUGGAAAAAUUAUACUUCCCUUGUAUAUUACCAACAUUAGUGUAAUAUUAAUCUGUUGAUCAACUCACAAGUGAUUUUGUCUGAUCGUGAGUUUCAUUCUAAUAUAAUUUUGCAAUACUAUUUAAAAAAUAUAAUCAAAAACUCUAUUUGGGACGUUUCACAAAUUCACGGAUUAUAAUGUCCGUAGCGCAGUUCCUCGAAGGAUUACCUUCCUAUAACGAAAAUAAUUUUACUAAAUUUCACGUUGAUAACAAUAAUAGAACACCAUUAAAACGCCCUUCCGUUUAUGUGCCUACUAAAGAAUACCCAUCUGAGCAAAUAAUUGUCACAGAGAAAACUAGUAUUUUAUUAAAAUAUAUGCAACAACAUUGGGAUAAAAAAUAUAAUUCGAAAAAGAGGGACGUUAGUCCACAAUCGCAUGAACCAACCAGGAAAAAACCGAGAACGGAUCCCAACAAUACCAGGGAUUACGGAAUGAGCAUGAACGAUUUUUAAAUCCGUUUUAAAAAACUUUUGUUUCUGAUUUAGGAUAAUUUUUAGGAGACAAAUUCAUUUUUGUGGACACAAAAAUAUAUGUAUUGCAUUUAAAA